UCGGCUACCGGAUUGGUCAGCAUUACCUGUCAACCAUAUGAUCGGACCCGCCUCUAACAAGGGCAGAAUUUAGUUUGGCAACAACGCAGGUGUGAAGUGACCACUCGGGAGAAUUUUACGACAGAAUUGGUGUGCAAUGUCCACCUCAGCCUCCUCGGUUGGCCAUCAUCAGCUGCAGAGGGUCAUCAAAGAUCUCUAUGAUGCUGUGUUUCAGCUGGGUCAAGAGCACAAAGAGUUCUCUGAGCCCGUGACUGACGACAGCGCCACCCUACGCAAGUUCUUCUACAAACUCGAGUACCUUCUGCAGUUUGACUUGAAGGAGAGGACAACCUUUCUCGGCAAGAGAAAAGACUACUGGGAUUACUUCUGCGACUGCCUGAUUAAGAUCAAGGGUGCUAAUGAUGGCAUCCGUUUUGUAAAGUCCAUCCCUGAGUUAAAAACCUCCCUGGGCAAAGGCAGGGCCUUUAUCCGGUACUCGCUGGUUUAUCAGCGCCUUGCCGACACGCUGCAGCAGUGUCUCAUUAAUCAGAAAGUCACAAGUGACUGGUAUUAUGCCCGGAGUCCCUUGCUUGACUCAAGCCUUACCUCGGACAUUGUCAACCACCUGUACGAGCUCAAUGAAAUCCGAUUUGAUGUUGCAACCCGAGGUUACGAUCUCGACAUCGAUUGGCCAGCCUUUGCCAGACGGACAUUAGGGGCUGGCACAUCAUCAGUCUUGUGGCGACCCCCCAGUCGUUGCUCCAGCGUCAACAGUCUGAUCCAGUCACAGGAGUUUCCAAUUCCAGACUUGAGUUUCUUUGGGGACCUUGCUCUGAAAAAAACAUCACCUUGCAGCGUUGCGGAGAAUCUCCACAUCCAGCUCGGCCAGUCCGAGCUCAGGCAGCAAGAGCUUCUGGGACAGGUUGAGGAAUUGGGCAAUGAGGCGGCCGAGCUAAAAGAUGUCAUCAAGAACCUUAACGGCCAGUUGCUAGCAGCUCAGAAGACUAUCCACUUGCUGAACUCUUCAGUAGUCACUCCUAGCAUGGAUGUCCGUAACCACUAUCAAACGUGUUGGGAAGAAAAAAACUGUGACCUUCAGGACAGACUUGCAGCUACUGAGAACAAAAACAUGGAGCUUCUAUCCAAGCUGGACGGGACCAUUAAAGAAAAGGGCAAGCAAACAACAAGUUUCUGCGACUCGGCUUGGAAUCUCCAGGAACUCCUGGAGAAACUGAAGUCAACGGAAGAGAAGAGGCUGGAGGCCAAGAGGGAGGCAGAGGACCGAGCCAGGCAAUGCGAGCGUGUGUCGCAUGAGCUCAAAUUGAGGGAGGAAGAACUGAGGACCUGCACGGAGAAAUUGGCUGACGUCAAAUCCCGGGGCAAGGACGAACGCGAGGAGACCCUGAAACGCUUGGAGGAGCUCCAGGGUGCAGUCGGUCGUAUUCAAGGCGCAUUGACGCUGAAAGAGAAGGAGAGCGGGAAUUUGCGAGCGCAGCUUCAGGGCCUGCAGGCCUCGCUGGAGUGCAGAGAGCGCCAGGCGGAGGAACUGAGGAGGAGGCUUCAAGAAGAACGUGACGAGAUAGAGCGCAGAUGUACUGAUAGAGAUAGCCAGAAUGAAACCUUGGAGGUUCAACUGCUGGACCUGCGAAAAACCCUAAAGAGCAGAGACAUAGAACUUUCCAUCAGCUCUGAGAGAAUCAAGCAUUUGGAAGAACAUUUGGAGAAGCUGAACGUGGACAAAGAAAGUCCUCUUUCCAAACAAUAUGAAAAUGAGAUGAAUGCGUUUGAGGAAACCGGAAACAUCGAUUGCUACAAACCUCAGUGCUGUGAGCUUAAGGGGAUAAAUGCUGCGCUGCUGCAAGUGGUCAAAAAGAGAGAGGAGAGCAUUGCCGAGAUGACUCGGGGAAGGGAAGCCUUGUUAGACCAGAUCACCGCUCUCAGGGCUUCUGAGAAGCACCUGAAGGGAAGGGUAGAAGCUGCCGGUCUCUGCGUUGAAGAUCGCGAGAAAAAGCUUCUGGACGAAAACUGCCGUUUGCAGGAGCUUUUAGAGAAAGCUUUUCUUGAGAAGGAGCAAUCGGAUGCUCAACAGAAGAGCGUGGAGCAGGAAAACCGGGAUCUCCUUGAGGAUCAGUGCUCAUUGAAAAAACAACUCGAUGAGGCCCAUAAGGCGUUGGACUUGCUCAAUUCCAAGUUGUCAAAUCUAGACGAGAGCCUCACAGAGUCCCAAAGAAGCCACGCGGAGUUGCUGGUGAAAUUCCAGCAAACGGAAGUCAAGCUCAAAGACCAGAUGGCUAAAUGCGGUCUUCUCCAGGCUCGCGCUGAGGAGCUGGAGAGCAGUAGCUCAGAGCAGCAUGACGAGAAAGGAGCGGCAGAGAGCAAUGAGAAAACGUCAAAGCUUCACGAGGAACAUUUAACCUCUGAGACCAAAGAGGCUCCGUUCAGGCUGGUGAUUGCCGAGGCUCAGCUGGAGCUCAACCUGAGGGAGGUGCACCGCCUCAGGGAGGAGGUGGUGGCACUCAGGGCUCAGCUCCUGGCUGGGACGGAGGAGAGAAUGAAAGCUCAGGCCUUUCAGGAGGUGACCGAGGCCUCCCGAGAGGACCUGCGACUCCUGGCAGAACAGCUCAAAGGUCAGGUGGAGGAGCUCAACCGACGGCACGUAGACGAGAUCUUGCGUUCCCGUGAGCGCGAGGAGGCUCUGAUCCGCGAGCGUGACGGCGAGGCUCUGGCUCGGGCGGGCCUGGCGGCCGAGGUGACGGCCUGCAGGGAGGAGCUGCGCGAUCUCAAGCAGCGCUACGACGCCUUGUGCGUGGAGAACAGUGACUCCGGAGAGGCCCUGCACCGGGCCAACACUGAAACCGCAGAGCUCGGCGUUCGCGUGUGCAUGCUGACGGCAGAGAACGAGGAGGCUCGCCUGCGAUGGGAGGACCUCUUACAGAGGCAGCAGGAGCUGCAGGAGGAAACCGCACGGGAGAUGGCCACGCUGGAAUCCUGCACAGAACAGCUCCGCCAGGAGAAUCGUCAGCUUCUCGGAAAGCUCCGUCACCAGGAUGACCUUUGGACCGCGACGCAGAAGCUGCAGGAGGAGCUGACCGAUGCCCAGGAGGAGGCGGAGAUGCUGCAGGAGAGGAGCCGCCAGGAGAUCGAGGCCCUCCGCCUGCAGCUCAGCAAUCAGGCCAUCACCCACAGCAGCCAACUGCAGAGUGUCAACGAAGAGUUAAUGGAUGAGAGGUUACAGAUGAUGAGCGAGCAGGAGAAAACGAUUGAGGUGGAGAAGAAACUAAAGCGCUUGGAGGCUGAGGCACAGCGCUACCGGCAGCACCUCGCAGAGAAAACCGUCCAGAUGGCCCAGUCGGAAAAUCUCCUACAGCAGAAAGAGGACGAGCUAAUUCAUCUGAGAAAGAAUUUAUCAAGAUGCCAGGAGGAGCUUGACGUGGCUCAGCGGGCCUGUCAGGAACUGAGGGACACUUUGAAGAGGGUCACGCUGGACAAGCAGAACUUCGACCUGAGGACGGCCGCCGAACUCGACGACCUUUAUCGCACCAAGGUCAACCUGGAGGAAAGGCUCGUGGAGCUCAUUAGGGACAAAGACGUGCUGUGGCAGAAGACCGACGCGCUAGAAUUUGAGCAGAAGCUACGCGACGAAGAGACUGAGCGGGACGUCAACUACUGCCUGGGCUGCCACACCCCGUUUGGCUGGUGGCUCCGCAAGCACAACUGCAGUUUUUGCGGCCGCCCCUUCUGCUACUACUGCCUGACCAACGCAACGAGCCACCAGCCGGGCGGCACCAGAGAGCGCUGCUGCCGGGACUGCUGCGACGAGGGCGGCGAAGACGCCGAGCGCCCCCAGCAGGACGACGCCGUCACCGGCACGCCGAGCUCGGCGUUCAGUCGUCUGCUGCAGCCUCUGCGAGCCGUGACGAACGUUUUGGGGGCAGAUGAAAGUGACAAAAUGGAAGACGGCUUGUUUGACAUCAUCACGGAGGAGGAAGUGAGCGGCGUCUCUGACGGCGAAUCCUUUACCACUGCCUGCUCUCCUGGAUAUGGACAGCAGGAGGCAGCACAACUAAGCAGCAGCAGUGCCAGCACAGGAGAGUUCCCAUCAGAAGACCCCGAGGACCGCCGCGGUGCUGUUCAGGAUGCUGAGAUCUGCCUGCUCAAGUCGGGGGAACUGACGUUGGCGUCUCGCUUCGUGGUGGACGACAUCUCGGACUUCGGCGACCCGCGGGAGCUCUUCAUCAAGUCGAGCUGUUACAGCACCGUGCCCAUCAGCGCGGACCGGCCCGGCGCCACUGUCGCUUGGACGUUUAGCUCAGAACCCAAAGGCAUCUCCUUCAGCGUCGUUUUUCGAGAGAGCGUUCAGACGCCGCUUGAGCAGACGAAGGUGUUGAUCCCGCUGACUCGCUGCAACUCCCACAAGGAGACAAUAAAGGGCGAAUUGAAAGUCCGAAAACCCGGAGAGUACACGCUCAUCUUUGAUAACUCCUUUUCGAGGUUCAUCUCCAAGCGGGUGAUUUAUCACCUGGCUGUGGACGCGGGCAUCCUUCCGUGAGAGCAAAAGCGUGUCCAACAGGUGACGAUGCAUCCAUCGACGCUUUCGGGAGUAUAAGGUAAAUUGAGGCAGAGUUGAACUUGAUGCAAGCUCCGUGAGAGCUGAGGGCACUUUAGAAGCAUCUUGGAUUGGGCCACAUCAGAUGAUGCAGUCAUAGCAGAAAAUCACUUGAAUUAGACCAUAUAUUAUCUUUUUAUUCAUGUCUGGGUUAGAAUUAAGCAUAAAGUGUCACCUAUGAAGGAUGACAACCGUGCACGCUCUUAACGUUACAUGGAAAUUGUACAUUUUAUUAUAUUAAUGAGGACAGCAUUCAAGCCUCGUGAGAAAUGAGCUCUUGAUUCGGUUCAGUCACUUAUCAGUUAUGAAAGAUUUGGACUUUUCCUGCAAAAAGAGUGAAGGUGAGAUCACGGACAAAAAAAAAAAAAACAACAACAACCUUGAUGUCAUGGAAUCCCUGGAAAAUUCAAGAACUUUUGAAGUAUCCCAUCACUCAAGUAUAUAUUUGUGUGCUUCAAGGGGAGUUAUGGAAUGUUGUGAUAUGUUAGCCACAGUUAUAGUCAUUAUUCAUUUUUAUUGGGGGGGGGGCAUUUCAAGCAUCCAUAUUCUGUUUCCUAUUUGUAGUUUUUUUUUUGUUUUUGUUUUUUUUACUGGUCACUGAACAAGAUUACUACUGUUAAAUUGGGAAUGUACAAAGAGAGACUGGAGCACAUUUCCCAGUAUGACUUGAAUGCAAUUUGGUAUCGUCUGAGAGUUUUCUGUUAUCAUCUUUAUUGUUUCAUAAAAAAGAAAAAUGAUAAGAUGAUAACUCCAGCAAAUGUAUUUGUUGUCAAAUCAACAUUGUUCAUCACAUUGAUGCAAAAAAAACUAACCUUAAUUGUUUUAUUCAGAAUACCAACAAAGGUCGUGGAAUUGGUAUUUUGAUGUAACGCAAUUGUACUGUGAGCCUUUACUGGGGGGGAAUCGCCCACUAAGUGUGUCCAAAAUAUGAUCUUGAUUUACAUUUCCCUAUAGUUGCCUUCUACUACUAUUAUAAGUGGGUUUGGUGUGAUGCAUUUUUGAGUUACUACUGUUGAGUUGCAGUAUUGUUAUAUUCUGUAUUUGAGUGAGUGUAUUCUUUAAGCCAAUGACCAUGUAUGUCAUCAUUUUUUUUUUGCAAAUACUGUGUACUGACACGGGGGGGGGGGGGGUAAAUAAAAGGUCAUCAUAAUACGUUUUCAUUUUACACGGAUUUUGAACUUGAAAUAAUUUAGGCUUGAUGGAAAAAAUAGAAUGUGACGGGAAAAAAUACAGAGUUGAGUGUAAAAAUGAAGGAAAAUAUUUAAAAAAUCUCCUCUAACUGUCCUCACAUGCCCUGUAAACAAGUUUGAGGUACAGCCUGUACUAGCGGUUCAGUCACUAUUUGAAGAAGUCAGGUAUUUUCGGGGGUGACCAAUCCCUGCCUAUUGCAAAUGGUUGAUUAUAAGCAGCAUGGCAGCAUUCGAUUGAUUAAAAAAACCGCUUUGCGGUGCUGUUAUCAUCAUUCUCCAUAUCGCAUAUUGCAUUUAUUGAUCCAGGGCAGGUUGGGUUCCUCUGGUGUGUUUCUUCACUGCAGCUAUUAAUAGUUGCUGCCCCCUGCUUGCGGCUAUGAAACCCCACAAUGAGCAAUGAGCAAUGUUCUCUAUCGACGAUACUUAAAUCCACUCUAGUCCUGAAUUCUCCUUGAGCCAUGCAGGCGGAUCAGCAUUGAGUCGGCAGGGCAGCAGCACAUGCGUCAGCUUCCAGGAAAAGGUUUUGAAACGAGCCUGAUCCGAUCAGCGAUGGAUCCCACAGGUAGAGACUCGUUCAGAAGGGGCCUCUUAUUGCUGGUGGCGUAUAACCAAGCAUCGGCGAAUGGUCUUGAACCUGAUCCUGAAGUCUUUUGUAAGGUUCAAAGUUAAGACUCCCUUCAUGUCUGAAAUUUGACUUGCAGCCACCAUGCUCAUUCUGCAGACCCAUGAGGAAGUGAGCCUAAAUUCUUCGCCGGGUGACGUAUAGUUGGAUCAUGGAGUUGCAACCGAUCAGUCCUUAAUCUAAAAACUGAGACCGAUUGAUCAGGACUCUCCCACCAUCAACUGUAAACCCUCUUGGGAAACUUGGAGUCAAGGAUUUCUGGACAAGAAACGGGAGUUACAGUAUGAUAAUGUCUCCACGACAGAAGGGGGCACUGGUAGAUGUUUGGUGGUAAGGUAGCUCGAUGAUUUUAUCCCGAUUAUCAAGUGGUCAGCCAAUGUUGAGACCAGGCAACUCCAAACAAGAAAUGGGAAUUGACAUAAUUUGAGGAUAGGCAGUGAUGCUGCUAGAUGAUUGGUCGUAAGGUAGGUAGAAGUUGUUGUCUCUUCUCUUAGAGAAAUUUAAAUGCCCAAGUAUGCAGUCUCUCUCAAAACCCUUCCAUGGAGGAUUAAUAAAGCUACAUUGUAGCUCAUCAAAACCACUUCGAAGUCAAGGCAUUCCAGACAACGAGGACUUGGAACACCUCAAAGAAAGGGUAAUAUGGUAGACAAUUGGUAGUAAGUUUGGUAGAUGAGUUAUCCCUCUCUCUCUCUCAAAUAGAGAAUAUCACCAUUCAUCAUCCAUGUCAAGCCCUUCCCACGGGGUAGAUAAAGCGGUAUUGUGAACACUCCAAACCGAUGCGGCGACUGAGGCAUUCCAGACGGUAUACAAGACGCGACAUGCUUGGAGGAUUGGUAGCUGGUAAAUUAUAGGUAGUAAGGUAGGUAAAAAAAAAAAAAGGGUAGUUUCUUCUUUUCAAACGUCAAUGGCUUGGAAAUCACAUCGUUUUCAAAGACCCUUCUCUCCGCAAGACAUCUACCGGUUUGGAGUCGAGCCAUUCCACACAAUCAGGGCUUGGCAUGUCUUGGGGAUAGGUACGUAGGUUGCCAGAUGAUUAGUAGUUAAGAUCGAGAGAAAAUGGGCCAGCUCAUCUAACUGCCACAUUCUUCUCAAAGCCCUUUCCUCAGGGAGAGAUAAAGCCGAAACGUGGGUCAUCCAAACUACUAUGCGUUCUAGACGUGAAGCAGGACUUUUGCAAAAUGUCUCGAGGAUAGAAAGUUAGACAGGUCGAUGUUUGGCGAAAAGUUAUCUCUUCUGCUGCAGAGAGACUCAAACGCUAGAGGAUCACGACUGUCUCAACUCCCUUCCCCCAAAAAUCUUGACCUGACAGGAAUUGAUAUGUCUCAAGGAUAUCUACUUGUUACCAUGGUAGAUGAUCGGUCGUAAAGUAGGUUGAAGGAUCGUCUUUGGAAAAGAGUCAAGAAGGAUUACUAAAUUGGGGGUACGCUAAGAACUAGCCAGUUUUAAGACCAGUUUUGUGUUCUCAGUCUCUCCAAACUGCGACAGCGCCUCAGUCGUUAGCUCUGAGCUUCAGCCACAGGCGAGUUAUUCAUGCAGUGUAAUUUGGAAUUUGAAAAAAAAUAUGACAAUCAUACAAGAGUAGUUAGCAGGGCAGUUGGAGAAUAAGUAGUUUAAGUACCCGAGGAGCGUUGGCAAAUUAGAUUAUACUAUAAAUAUCCUAGCAGUGUAGGCUGUGUAUUUUGACUAGAACUGCCACAGAAAAUGUUAGAGGGGUGUCGUGUAAUGGUGGUACAAGGAGGAUGGUAUGCAGUUUUCUCGAUGCCUACUAUAAUGUGCUUUGUUCUCAACAAAAAACCUGAAAUUACUUUUUGUACUUGUUUGUAUUGCAGUUUAUUUUUGGCUGACUUCAAUUACACGAAUCAAAUGAAGAACAAUCCCAAUGUGAUGCUAAAAUACUUUUCUAACAUGAAUGUAACACUUUUUUUGUACACUAUCUUUUCAUAUCUCUAUACUGCCAAAUAUGAUGGUGGAACCUGAAAUGUUAAAAAAAAAAAAAAUAUGGAAAGAAUCAAUUGCGAUGAAAAAUGCUUUUUCAAAAGUUUAUUUUUGUCUCUUUAUCACACCUCCGUUACGGAUGACAUCAGCACAUUUUCUUUCUUCCUUGGUACCACUUUUUGUAGUGGUGGUUAACAGCGGCCAUAGCGACAGUUUAAUCCGUGUUGACCUGACUGUACUCGAUUUGUUUACAUGCUAAAUAUUGC
Messenger RNA from Syngnathoides biaculeatus (alligator pipefish), 8598 nucleotides. Its product is annotated as FYVE and coiled-coil domain-containing protein 1-like. Gene Ontology annotation, molecular function: metal ion binding. Gene Ontology annotation, cellular component: autophagosome; lysosome; late endosome. The transcript is spliced from 18 exons. NCBI's taxonomy places the organism in Eukaryota, Metazoa, Chordata, Actinopteri, Syngnathiformes, Syngnathidae. The record is from RefSeq and is a predicted model, not a curated record. Bases 137 to 4528 code for a protein of 1463 amino acids. Gene Ontology annotation, biological process: positive regulation of autophagosome maturation; plus-end-directed vesicle transport along microtubule.